Xenopus laevis (African clawed frog) is the source of this 2233-nucleotide messenger RNA. RefSeq names its product ST3 beta-galactoside alpha-2,3-sialyltransferase 5 L homeolog (gene st3gal5.L). NCBI's taxonomy places the organism in Eukaryota, Metazoa, Chordata, Amphibia, Anura, Pipidae. The record is from RefSeq and is a predicted model, not a curated record. Gene Ontology annotation, cellular component: Golgi membrane. Bases 776 to 1675 code for a protein of 299 amino acids. The transcript has 9 exons. Gene Ontology annotation, molecular function: lactosylceramide alpha-2,3-sialyltransferase activity; sialyltransferase activity. Gene Ontology annotation, biological process: glycoprotein biosynthetic process.
GGAGAAACUUUCUUAUUGGCGGCCAACUCCCUCCCAGCCUCAAACUCAUAGGGAUAAUAUCACGUCUCCCAUUGGCUGCCGCUCUCUACUGGCGUCCGGUGAUUGGCUGCGACCCAAGCACCUCUACUCUCUCUGUCGAGCCGCUUUUUCUUGCGGAGAACUAAAUAGCGCAGAGCCCGUAACAGUGAGCCCGGGGACUCGCAGAGGCGAUUGGAAGCUGAGACUCAGACAAGUAGCGAUUGUUGUUACCGGAGUCCGGACACUUCUACCUGAAGCCUUCACGUGCCAGAGCUUAUUCUGUGUUUGGGAGCAGGAGUCAUUCAUAGGAUGGAGAGGAUGGCACAGAUAGAAAAGGUGUUCAGGUGCACAAAAGACUCUGCACAUGUCACUAUACUGAGAUUUCUAUCGCUAUUGUGAUGCCUGACAUGGGAAGAGAAAUGAAAAGACCCACAAGCAAAUUCUGCUUCAGAGUUUUCCUCAGGUGUCUCAUUGUCAGUGGGUUCCUUCUGUUGUUCCUCUACAUCUGCAAGGCAGGACAGGACUCACAAACGUGCAACGUGAGGAUUGUGGACCCUGAGCACAUUCAGUAUCCCUUUAAUUACCACCAACAUGCCGGAGCUGCUGAUCUCUUGUUGUGGCUGAAAUAUAACCCGGAGGAGUGGAUGGAAAGCCAAGCAAACUCUCGGCUGAAUGGUGAACUUGUUCCCAGAGAGCAAAGACAUUUGCCAGAGAUGUGCUGCAAGCCCAGUGCAGACCUGCCUUUGCCAGGACCCAAAUGGAACGGUUGUUUAGUAGUAAAUACACCAAGAACUUGUCUAGUUUCAUGAAGAAGGAUAAAAGCCUCAACGAAUCCCUAUAUAAACACGGGCCUCCGUUUGGCUUCCGCCAUUAUGUUGAUCAACUCGGGGACCUGUUGGAAAUGAUGCCAGAAGACGGCCUGCCCAAGGGAUUACAAUCCAAACACUGCAAGAGGUGUAUUGUCAUCGGAAGUGGUGGGAUCCUUCAUGGGCUGGACCUUGGACAGGAGAUUGACCAGUAUGAUGUUGUUAUCAGGUUAAACAAUGCACCUGUGCAAGGAUAUGCACAAGAUGUCGGGAACAAGACAACCAUUCGGAUGACUUAUCCAGAAGGUGCCCCUGUGUCGGAGCAGGAAUACUUACACAGCAGUCUCUUUGUCACGGUGCUCUUCAAACAUGUAGAUUUCAGGUGGCUGGAGGCAGUGCUAAAGAACCAAAAGCUGUCUGCGUGGAACCGGUUAUUUUUCUGGAAGAAGGUGACAGAUAAAAUUCCACUGAAUUCCAGCCAGUUUCGUAUCCUAAACCCUCUUAUUAUAAAAGAGACAGCGUUUGACAUCUUGGAAUACCCUGCACCUCAGAGAAGAUGGCUGGGCUGGGACAAGAACGUGCCAACGAUAGGUUUGACGGCGGUUAUUCUGGCCACGCACCUGUGUGAUGAAGUGAGCCUCGCUGGUUUUGGCUAUGAUCUGCGCCAGCCUGAAGCUUCCUUGCACUACUAUGAUAACCUCUGCAUGAAUGCCAUGAACGGACAGCCUAUGCACGAUGUAACCAAAGAGAAGAAAGUGCUCCGGACUUUGGCGAAAGAAGGUGUCGUUAGGGACCUCAGUGGAGGGAUACACUGUGCUUUCUGUGACACUCCGCAGCUGUACACGGAGUAGGAAGGUGGCCCGACUGUUUGUGUUUGGUUGCCAUAACUUGGACCAAAGCCAUAAGGCUCUUCUCUCCCACCACGGUGCUCGGACAUUAUCCAACAUCAGUGAUCUGACAAAUGGAGUCAUUCAGGCAGCUUCAUGGCACGGAGAGCUGAGGAUUAUACCAGUCCAUGGGAGCAGCAACAUUGUUCCUGCAGGGCCAACCUCUCAGGCUGGAAAUGUUUUUUAUUAUGCAAAACAGAUUUAUGUAGAGACUGUUGGAACACUGGAAUACGAACGAGUGAUAACUCUGGUUAACUAAGCUUUUUUAUACAACACUGUAAUAUCCAAUCACUGGUAUGGCCUUCCACUGGAAAGGAAAGAGGUGAAGCAUGUUCUUUUGUCUCCACAAUGCAGAGAUGGGGUCAGCUGGGAUGUUCCUAUAUCUAUUGCUUACGGGAUACGCUUGUGCAGCCAUGCUGGUCCAUUGGCUGGAGGGAGCUGAAGGCAACAACCAAUCAUAAGAAAGCAGCCCUGCACAUCAGGCACCCGCAUAUCACUUAUGAAUAAAUUCGGAUUUCAUGC